CAAUCGUUUCACAACCACAAAGCUCGUAGCUACACUUCCUGCCAACUGAGGGGCAAUUGUACUGGACUGAGAGCGCAAAGGGAUAAAUUAUGUUAAUCAGUCGGGGCAGAUUGGAGGCGUGCUGUUGCCUUAAUGAGGGGGAGCAUGCCUGCGUUGUGGAAAAGCUGCGAGUACUAGUGUCGUCUCCACUGCGUGCACACUGCCUUCUAGUUCCCCAGUCUCUCCUUUUACUUUAUUGUGCAUAAUAGCAAUUUCUUCUGCAGUCGACUACUGUGCAAGGCUCGGUGCAACAAGUUUGCAGGAGCCCCUCACGUCGUCAGGCAGGCUGACUUCCACUCAUCUCUCUGUCCCUGUACGUGAAUGCCGCGUCGCAGACACGCACUCAAACAGACCAGUGUGCCAUAAAUUCGCGACUCCGCGCCAGAUGCAGUUUGCUCCCAGCAGAGCCGGUAGUUAUAGUUAAAUAGCAAUCGCAGAGGCAAGAGGAGCAUCUAAGUGCGCGGAAAAUGGAGAAAGAAGUGGCGCCUCAGAAGCGACAGUGCUGUCGCACAACAGUGCUGAACGUCAUCUCGUCUUUAUGUUCACUGGCGUCCAUCGCCUUUUGCAUUCUUCUCAGCAUUAACACCGCUGAUAUUAAGAGCCGGGUUGUGAAUUUGGAGAGUGGGAAUGGGGAGCACACCUUAAUCCCUGCCCCCGGCUACUCCAUGGAUGAUUUUAAUUCCCUGAUUCAACAAAGAGUGGACGAGCUGCUCUCUCAGCACUCCUAUGAGAAAAUUAAGAUUCGCACCGCCAGACAAGCAUCACCUGAAUGCAACUGCCCUCCAGGACCUCCGGGAAAGCGGGGAAGAAGAGGCCGAGAUGGAGAAACUGGACCUCCUGGCCCUCCAGGUUUGAAGGGUGAAAAGGGGGAUCAAGGUGACCAGGGACCACGGAUGGUCUUCCCUAAGAUCAAUCAUGGCUUUCUUUCCGCUGACCAGCAGCUCAUAAAGCGGCGGCUCAUUAAGGGAGAUCAAGGCCAAGCUGGACCACCUGGGCCUCCAGGGCCGCCAGGCCCACCUGGGCCGAGGGGGCCACCAGGAGACACUGGCAAGGAUGGGCCCAGAGGCGUAGCCGGUCUUCCAGGGGAUGCAGGGCAGCCUGGAGAAGUAGGACCCAUGGGGCCUGAAGGGCCACCAGGGACAAAGGGUUCUCUCGGGCCUCCUGGCGUCGCAGGUGCUGAUGGGCUGAAGGGGGAUGUUGGCAUCCCAGGAUUGGACGGUAUCCCCGGAGCCAAGGGUGAAAUGGGAGAGCGAGGUGAAAAGGGCGAUAUGGGUGAAGAAGGACCGAAAGGUGAUAUGGGAGAGAAGGGAGACGCAGGCUCCUCUGCAGCUGGCAUCAAGGGUGAACCCGGAGAGCCUGGACGAAGUGGACAAAAGGGAGAGCCAGGACUUCCAGGGCUGCCUGGACUCCCAGGGAUAAAGGGUGAGCCUGGGUUCCUCGGGCCCCAGGGAGAGCCAGGGCUUCCCGGACUCCCAGGGACUAAGGGUGAGAAAGGCGACCAUGGUCCACCAGGAAAAGGUGAACGAGGAGAUAUCGGACCAGUUGGACCAAAGGGUUCACAGGGAGAAGCUGGUGCACCUGGUCUGAAAGGGUCAAAGGGGGAGACUGGAGAUAAAGGAGAUUUGGGAUUCGUCGGGCCGAAGGGACCCCCUGGGCAGAAAGGAGACCAAGGAGCCACCGAAAUCAUUGACUACAAUGGAAACAUUCAGGAGGCUUUACAGAAGAUUACCACUAUUACAGUAACGGGGCCUCCUGGGCCUCCCGGGCCAGUGGGACCUCAGGGUAUAAAGGGGGAUCGUGGGAUGCCUGGUCUCCCUGGGCUCGAUGGUGAAAGAGGCUACAAAGGUUCAAAAGGAGACAUGGGAAUGCCCGGAAUUUCGGGGGACAAAGGAGCAACUGGUUUGCCUGGUCUACCUGGCGUCAAUGGUGUAAGAGGAGAUAAGGGAGAUCCAGGUCUGCCUGGUCCUCAAGGUCCUUCGAUUAUUGGUCCUCCUGGGCCACCAGGGCCCCAUGGACCACCAGGACCCAUGGGACCGCAUGGCUUCCCUGGAGCAAAGGGUGAACCUGGGUUGCAUGGUGUGAAGGGUAUGCGAGGGGAGCCAGGACACAAAGGGGACCGUGGGCCUUUGGGUCUUCCUGGAGCCUCCGGCUUGGACGGCAAGCCCGGACCUAGGGGCAUGGACGGACCUCCAGGUCCAGCUGGUCCAGCUGGACCGAAGGGUGACAUAGGUGAGAGAGGAGCACCUGGCGAGCCAGGACCAAGGGGACCUUAUGGACUACCUGGUGCGGCUGGAACACCAGGCUUGGACGGGUUGCCAGGCUUAAGGGGAGAGAAAGGCGACGUUGGGGAAAGAGGAGAAAAGGGGGAGAAGGGAAAGAAGGGCAAAAAAGGGCCCAAGGGCGAGAAAGGAGAACAGGGUGCCCCUGGAUUAGAUGCACCCUGCCCAUUGGGCCCAGAUGGAUUACCAAUGCCAGGGUGCUGGCAGAAGUGAUCACUCUAACCUGAAACGCAUGGAGUUUGUAAAUAAUGCUUCUUUUAUGGUAUUUAUAGUUUUUUUUAAAUGGGGGAAAAAAGUCAAGAAAAGAAGUCUGUGUACAAUGAUGCAAAACGAGUUUCACACCCUAAGCUGCUUCUACUCACAUCGCCGUGUGGAAAAACGUGUGUGUGUGUGUGUCCGCUCUCUCACAUCCACAUCGUGUUGGAGUUCAGAUCCGUGGCUGGUCGGCAGAACUUGGCUCUGUAGUCUUUGCAUGGCUCAGACUGGAGCGUCGCAGCCCGGCCAGAUUCACAGGGGUGGAAGCAGACUCGGGAGGAAGAAGCGGAGGCUGGGGUGGGGGGGAUCUGGACUGGCUCUCUAACACCAAACGCUAGGUGCUUUGUGUUGUUUCGUCUCAGCAAGCUCACUGCCCAUUCACGCAGCGCCAUUUUCUAAAAGACUAAAAAAAGAAGACUGUGCCAAACAGAACAUUGCAAAAGCAUGAGUGUUCAGAAACUAUAUUUAUAUGUAUUGUACAUACAUGUCACUGUUUUGUGGUCACGUCAUGGCUUCUGCAGAAAACAAAAACAAGGCUAACAUAAAAAAACAAACCCAGAGCUCUGACUUAAUGUUUGCUUUCCUUCAAUCUUCCCAAGGGAGUCACACCGUGGCUGGUAGCCUGAAAGCCCCCAGAAAGUAAAGCUCUUGGUUAUUGUUGCUUUAUUGUGGUGAUGCCUGCAGAGGGCAUGAUAUCAGCAGGUUUUCACCGUUUUCACACCCACGUGGCUCAGCAUCAGCAGUGCGGUGCCUCCAACAGCCACACUUCUCUGGACAGGAGGGAAGGACCUGGCAGGCUCACUGCACUGAGGAUUUAAGACGGGACAGGCCUGCUCUGGGAAUGGAUUCUGCAUGAGAGUCGCUGAGAGUCUCAUCAGUCUCCAUAGAGAUCAGCUGGAGCGUCUGUCCUGACAGGCGAUGCUUCAGGGUCUACUGAGAACGAUAACACGAUGCCACCAUGUUUUUCUUUAUUCUUUUUGCCAUCAUUCUUAAACAUUGUGUAUAAUAGCCUUUGGUGCCUCAAGCUUUUAUUCAUUCCUUUAUCAGAAAUGUACAAGUUUAUAUCGUAUGUUGAAUUCUUUGAUUGGUGUUUAUUUCCGAAGCAGCAGCUUCAUUUGCUACAUACUGUGGGAUUAUUGAAGAGACGCUGGAUUGUUUUGACAGGAUGUAGAUCACAUCCCUCUUGGUUGGGCAGUCUCUAAUCUUACUCAUGAUUUUGAAGAAGCUCCUUGUUUAUGCAAACACCAUGUAACAGAUAUGCUACAUAUUCAUGCUGGAUGCUAUGUGUACAGUGGUGUCAGUUCACUGCAUGUGCACAAUUUACUGCUUAUGGAUUUCUUAAAUACUGAAAAUGUUUCAGGAGCUUCAGAACAUGCAGCUUUGAUUCAUGCAGGGUUUGGGGUCGACUCUACUCUGACUACGCAACAGGCGGAUUCAUCUGAACACAGCUGCUGGUGUUUCAGAUGUCAGAUUAAGGCAGAUUAUGUUGAAUACAGUCUGUUGUAUCACACUCGUGCUGUCUUAAACGUAUAGAAAACAUGCAGCACUGUGGCUGAGUUUGACACCGUGAACCAGUUACUUUCCAUUAAUAAAACCACAAGCCAACUGGUGGCCAGUUAACUCACAUUCCAUAUCGGAUGGAGCAAAAACAGAUGGAGUGGUAGAUCAAUGCUAGGUUUCAUUUUCAUUUGUCAGUCUUUUCAUGCUGCGUAUAUUCAAAUGGCCUUCUGACAUAUGUAGCAGGUGCUACACAAGGCGGCGUUUGUUUUCUUCAGCAUGAGUGAAUUGUGCAUGACUAAUAUACUGUAAGAGCAGAUGUGAAAAACCAACAUUUGUUGUGAUGUAGCAGAAACCACAGGUGGAUUUGACAGGAUUUAUUGCCGCAAGGUUUGAUUGUACAGUUCAUCUCGCCAUUAUGAAGAAUGGAAGCACAUCUGUACAGAUUAUAAAGGUGCUAUCUGAUAGGUCGUCAGCCACACAGCUGACGCGCUCUGCCAGUGGCAAGAACUACACAACAGGUUUCUUUAUUGUUGUUGGGGUUUUAUGUGUGUAACAAUUUUAAGUUGUUUGUGCAUAUUUGUGUAUUUCUCAGUGUUUCAAGUGGUAUAUUUAUUUUUCUAUGGUUUCUUACAUGGAGGUAUUUUGGUUCAAAGCAGCAUUCCUUCCAGUUACUUUGGCUUCUGUAAGCAGUUUCUGCUGAGGCAGCAAGAAACCGCAUGGAGGAAGUUUGUCAUUUUCACAUCAGUGUGUAUUCACUGUGCAUUUACUUCAGCUCAUAGGAAUACAUCUGCUUUUAGUUCAUCUUGUGUGAAGAAGCGAGCCGAGCGCUGGCGGUCUGAAGGUUGACAGGCCCAGUUAGUGCAACAGCGCACAGUGAAAAUCUCUCAGCUUUCUCUUUGCUCUCAUUCUGUUUGCAUUGAAUGUAGUUUGAUAUUUGUACAGUGGAUUAUUAUUGUACUGUUAAUGUGCUCUUUUGACAAAAGUGCAAUUUAUUCCUUGGUUAAUGUGUGCGGCCUCAAAUGCAGCUGAAAAAAAAUCACACAACUGUGAUUCCUAGAGCUCCGUUUGUUCAGUCAUGCUACCCUGUGUACCACUGCCUGGUUUACCCGAAGAAAUAUAAACCUUGACCUUCCAAUAAAUCACUUUAGAUUGGUUUGUUUUGCUUCACCUUUGCUUUAAGAUGCUAUUUCCUUUACUUCAUGUUUAGCAUAUAAGUUUUUGGAUUCCCAGCCCUGAUUACAGUAUUUCUUUAGCAUGUGCAGCUAAUUUUUAAACUUUUUAAAUUUGUUUGUGCUUUUAUUUCCUUGCUAAAGUUUCACAUGGCAAAAGAAUUAAUUUUUCUGCAUAUACAUGAAAGCAGAGCUGCUCCAAAGUGACUCGCUGUGUAUUUUGUUGUUACAGAAAUGCUGUGAGUUAAUUGUACCUCUGAAACAGUUGCAUGCAUCCAUUAAUCUUGAACUGGUUUAGAAUGACCGACUAAGCCACAUCCACAAUAUCCCCGAGCGUUAUGUGGAAAGACAACACUGGUGUCCUACACGUCAUCUCCAGGCACUGCAGCCUUACUGAAAAAAUUAUAUUGCCACACAGUCUCCAUAAUAAAAUGCAGUCCUGGUAGCUACAGGUGUAAAAAUGCUAAUCAGAAUUCACUUUGUGAUUUGAGUUACAGCUGCAUCUCUUGGUUGUGGUACAUGUCCAGUGUGCAUUCUCCAGCUGUAUUAGUCAUUUUGUACCCACUCCAUUGAUAUUUCUUUCAAGACCCUUGUGUUCACACAGUACGAUAUCUCCCUAUAACAUUUCAUAUGACUACUGUUGGAGUCAAAUAAACAGUCUUUCAAGUA
This is a messenger RNA of Monopterus albus (swamp eel), 5911 nucleotides long. RefSeq names its product collagen type XXV alpha 1 chain (gene col25a1). The transcript has 38 exons. NCBI's taxonomy places the organism in Eukaryota, Metazoa, Chordata, Actinopteri, Synbranchiformes, Synbranchidae. The record is from RefSeq and is a predicted model, not a curated record. Bases 507 to 2531 code for a protein of 674 amino acids.